UUACCGAUGGCAAUAUGUCAAUUCUGAUAGUUUGCAAAAUUCAAUACGAAUUGACUGGCAUAUGAGUUGGUUGAAAAGUUGUCCACGUAAAUUUUAUUUUAAUUCAUAAAUAAGUGAAAGUAUAAUGUCUAAAAGGAAAGGAAAUAAGAAAAAUUUAGACAUUAAUGAUGAUUUUGAGGAGAAGAAAUCAGUUACUAACGAUGAUAUAACCUCAAAAAGUAAAGGAAAGGGUAAGAAAAAAGGCAAAGAAGUUGCUGAUUUUAGUGAUGGAGACGGAGGAGAUACUGUUAAAAAGGUACACGUGUCGGACGAAGAAGAAGAAAGCAAACCCGCCGCUAAGAAGUCUCAAAAGAAAGGUAAAAACAAAAAGAAGGUCUUGGAUCACUCUGAUGAUGAACAGGACGAUAACAAGUCUAUAGUUAGUAAUGCUACAAGUACUGCAUCGAAGCCUGCUGCAAAAACAAAUAAAAAGAAAAAGGGUAAAGGCAAAAAAGGUGAUGAUUGGUCUGAUGAUGGUAGUGAUAUAGAACUGAAGCAAGUCUCAGAAGAGGAAGAAGUCAAACCAGUGUCAAAAAAGAAAACAAAGAACAAGAAAAAAGCUGCUACUGUUGAAUCAGAGGCAUCAGACAAUGAUGAUGCAGAUUCUGUUGUCAGUGAUGAUUCAAGUGUUGCAGCAUUAGCACCUAAAUCGAAAAGUGCUAAAGCUAAGAACAAAAAGAAAGCAGUUGUAGCCUCAGAUGAAUCAGACAAUGAAGACUCUAAAUCAGUUAUCAGUAAUGUUUCCAGUAAUGUGGCACCACCACCACCUAAAACUAAGAGUUCAAAAGGUAAAAAUAAGAAAAACGAUUGGCCUGAUGAAGGAAGUGAUAAAGAAUUGAAAAUGGAUUCAGAAGAAGAAGAUGUUUUAAAACCCAUUGUUAAAAGCAAAUUAAAGAAUAGGAAGAAAAAUAACAUUGACAACAUAGAAGAGGAGUUAAAGAAGUUUGAAAUCAAAGAAUCUGAACCAGAGGAAGAAGAGAUUUCUGAAAAGAAAGAACCCGAAAAAGAGCAAGAAGUAAAAGCUGAUCAAGAAAAGAAAAUGAGUCACAAAGAGAAGAAGAAGUUAAAAAAACAACAAGAGUACGAAAAACAAAUGGAAAUGUUGACGAAAAAGGGUGGACAGGGGCACAGUGAUCUCGACGCUAAUUUCACAGUGAGCCAGGCACAAAAAACUGCUGGUCAGAUGGCAGCCCUAGAAAAUGCAGUGGACAUAAAAGUCGAGAACUUUUCCAUCAGUGCAAAGGGAAAGGAUUUAUUCGUGAAUGCAAAUCUAUUGAUUGCGAAUGGUCGUCGGUACGGUCUUGUCGGACCCAAUGGUCACGGCAAAACAACACUGUUGAGGCAUCUCGCUCAGAGGGCGUUCCCAUUGCCACCCCACAUUGAUAUCUUGCUUUGUGAACAAGAAGUGACGGCUAGUGAUAUGAGUGCAGUGGAUACUUUGCUUGAUUCGGAUGUUAAAAGGAAAGAAUUAUUGGAGGAGUGUAAGGUUUUAGAAGCACAGACUGAAAAAGGUGAUCUAUCAAAGCAGGACCGAUUGAAUGAGGUGUAUGCGGAAUUGAAAGCUAUUGGUGCCGAUUCAGCGGAACCACGCGCAAGAAGAAUUUUGGCCGGUUUAGGGUUUAGCAAAGAGAUGCAGGAUAGAGCUACUAAGAACUUCUCUGGUGGAUGGCGUAUGAGGGUUUCACUAGCUAGAGCUUUAUAUAUUGAACCUACGCUCCUGCUACUUGACGAACCUACGAACCAUUUAGAUCUUAAUGCUGUUAUUUGGUUGGAUAACUAUUUACAAGGAUGGAAGAAAACCCUACUCGUAGUAUCUCACGACCAAUCUUUCUUGGACAAUGUGUGCAAUGAAAUUAUUCACUUGGACCAACAGAAGUUGUACUAUUAUAAGGGCAAUUACUCGAUGUUCAAGAAAAUGUAUGCGCAAAAACGAAAAGAGAUGAUCAAAGAGUAUGAGAAACAAGAGAAAAGAUUGAAAGAUUUGAAGGCGCAUGGAUCGUCGAAGAAAGCGGCAGAAAAGAAGCAAAAAGAGGCGUUAACUCGAAAACAAGAGAAGAACCGAAGCAAGUCAUCCCGCGAAGAGAGCGAGGAGAGCGCGGCGCCAGUGACCCUGCUCCAGCGGCCUAAGGAAUACAUCGUCAAGUUCAACUUCCCCGACCCGCCGCCGCUGCAACCGCCCAUACUUGGCUUGCAUAAUGUGAAUUUUAACUUCCCUGGUCAAAAGCCACUGUUCAUUGACGUGGACUUCGGUAUCGAUCUGAAUUCCCGUAUCGCCAUCGUUGGGCCCAACGGAGUGGGCAAAUCCACCUUCUUGAAGCUUCUGGUCGGAGAGCUGAGUCCUAUACGGGGAGAACUAUUGAGGAAUCAUAGACUGAGGAUCGGUCGCUUCGACCAGCAUUCCGGAGAGCAUCUAACAGCGGAGGAGUCGCCGGUUGAAUAUCUCCAAAGGCUGUUUGGUCUGCAGUACGAAAAGGCUCGCAAGGCGUUGGGCACGUUCGGUCUGGCCAGCCACGCCCACACUAUCAAGAUGAAGGACCUCAGUGGUGGGCAGAAGGCCAGGGUGGCGUUGGCGGAACUGACGCUCAUGGCACCGGAUGUUAUUAUAUUGGACGAGCCAACCAACAACCUGGACAUAGAGAGCAUAGACGCGCUCGCGGAGGCGAUCAACGAGUACAAGGGCGGCGUCGUGAUCGUGUCGCACGACGAGCGGCUCAUACGCGAGACCGAGUGCGCGCUCUACGUCAUCGAGGACCAGACCAUCAACGAGGUGGACGGAGACUUUGACGAUUAUCGUAAGGAACUUUUGGAGAGUCUUGGCGAAACUAUCAAUUCGCCAUCAAUCAUUGCGAACGCAGCAGUUUUGCAGUAAUCACAACCAUACAUACACAACGAAUAAAUUUCACGCAACAUAUAAUAAAAUGUUCUUACAAGUAGCUAGGAAUGAAAUUCGAAUCUUUAUUUUGUUGAUGCUUAUUUACACUUUUUGUUAUUGAAUAAAUGGAUCGAAAUAAUUAUUAAAUAUAAUUUGAUUUAAAAUAUGCUCUUUGUUCUCCCAUUAAUAUAAUUUUAACAUAAUAUUUGUAAAUGGGAUGCAUGCGAUAUGCAUUGAAGUUUUUGUCUAAAGCAUCGAUGUGCUCCUUAAUAUUUCUAUUGUUUGAUUUUAAAUUUUUAUACAAAUAUUGUACAGUUUGAGUUACAUUUAUUUUAUUUUACUAUUUAAGUACUUUUAAUAUUUUCAGACUGUACAUAAUCGGAUAUAUAAUUGUGCUUCUAAUAACAUGGUAUCUUCCGAAAUAGGUAUUUAUAUUUAAUAAAUUUUGAUAUAAAAAA
Zerene cesonia (dogface butterfly) is the source of this 3369-nucleotide messenger RNA. Its product is annotated as ATP-binding cassette sub-family F member 1. Gene Ontology annotation, molecular function: ATP binding; ATP hydrolysis activity. Lineage: Eukaryota; Metazoa; Arthropoda; Insecta; Lepidoptera; Pieridae. The coding region runs from base 125 to 2908 and encodes 927 amino acids. The transcript is spliced from 18 exons. The record is from RefSeq and is a predicted model, not a curated record.